This is a messenger RNA of Drosophila virilis, 645 nucleotides long. RefSeq names its product Late endosomal/lysosomal adaptor, MAPK and MTOR activator 4 (gene Lamtor4). The record is from RefSeq and is a predicted model, not a curated record. NCBI's taxonomy places the organism in Eukaryota, Metazoa, Arthropoda, Insecta, Diptera, Drosophilidae. Gene Ontology annotation, biological process: positive regulation of TOR signaling; cellular response to amino acid stimulus. Gene Ontology annotation, molecular function: guanyl-nucleotide exchange factor activity. Gene Ontology annotation, cellular component: Ragulator complex; lysosome.
GCAUUAAAUGCAGCUGUUAAACAAAAACAAUAAGGAAAAACAUUUUUGCUGCAGCUAUAAGUGCAUUUAAGAGGGUUUGAAAUAUGGACAAGGAUAAGCAGAUUAUGUCCAAUCAAAUUGGCUACUUGAUACUCAAAGACGAUGGCUCACUACAAGAAUCAGGGGGUGAUCUCAAGAACGAUGAGCGCAGCGCCAAUGUAAUAAUGGGUCUAAUAAAUCUUACCGAAAGCAUCGAUGACAAUUUUAUGCCCAACAGCAGCUGCGAGCGCAUCAGCAUCGAUUAUGAGCACCACAGCUACAGCAUUUGCAUGUCCAAUCGGCACAUUUAUAUUGUGAAGCUUAGCAAGGGCCACAAUGGGGUCACGACCUCCUCAUCCUCGACGAGCGUGUACAACGAUGCCAACACUGAACUGAAUCCAUCUAGCACGAGUAGCACCACGGUGCUGGCUUGAAAACAACAUCGGACGCAGAUCAGCGCUUGCUGUGGUUUCUGCUGGCGGCAGCCGGAAGCGAGAAACACAAACAACAGCAAAUACAAUUGGAAAACGCCCUUUAUUUAUCUAAUUCUAUUGUUUAUUUGUCAAAAAAUACAUCAUCUGUGAGCUCCUGUUCAAAUAUACGCUUCGCCUCCUGCGUCACAUCCAA